This is a messenger RNA of Nicotiana tabacum (common tobacco), 1899 nucleotides long. RefSeq names its product serine carboxypeptidase-like 45. Gene Ontology annotation, molecular function: serine-type carboxypeptidase activity. Gene Ontology annotation, cellular component: vacuole. The record is from RefSeq and is a predicted model, not a curated record. Gene Ontology annotation, biological process: proteolysis. NCBI's taxonomy places the organism in Eukaryota, Viridiplantae, Streptophyta, Magnoliopsida, Solanales, Solanaceae.
CCCAACUUAUUCAUUCCACGACUCUCAGUCUCUGCCCUCCACUAAGCUACAUUAUAUAGCUCAUCUCUUUAACUACUUUCACUCUCAAGCUCUCUCUUCUUCUUUUUUCUUACUAUCAAGAAUGAAAUUGCAGACUUCAAAAACAAUGGCUAUGGCUAUUUUUCUGUUUCUUUUUUGUGUUUCUUUAGGAAUUGUGUCUGCAUUGCCUCAUCCAGACAAGAUCAUACAAUUGCCAGGACAACCUCAAGUGGGGUUUCAACAAUUUUCAGGAUAUGUUACUGUUGAUGAUAAGAAACAAAGAUCUCUCUUUUACUACUUUGUUGAAGCAGAAACAAAUCCAGCUUCAAAGCCUCUAGUUUUGUGGUUGAAUGGAGGACCUGGAUGUUCUUCAGUGGGGGUUGGUGCAUUUUCUGAAAAUGGACCAUUUAGACCAAGGGGACAAGUUCUUGUUAGGAAUGAACACAGCUGGAACAAAGAGGCAAACAUGUUAUAUUUGGAGAGUCCAAUCGGAGUUGGGUUCUCUUAUUCAAAUGAUACUUCUUCCUAUGAGACAGUAAAUGAUGAAAUAACAGCCAGAGACAAUCUUGUAUUCUUGCUACGUUGGUUCCAUAAAUUCCCACUGUAUAGAAAAAGCAAUUUGUUUUUAACUGGUGAAAGUUAUGCAGGACAUUAUGUACCUCAGCUUGCAAAGCUCAUGAUGGCAUUUAACAAGAAGCAGCAGAUUUUCAAUCUAAAAGGAGUUGCACUAGGUAAUCCGGUUCUGGAAUUCGCUACUGACUUUAAUUCAAGGGCAGAGUACUUCUGGUCACAUGGUCUAAUAUCAGAUCCAACAUACAGAAUGUUUAGUUCUGCUUGCAAUUAUUCGCGAUAUGUCAGCGAGUACUACAGGGGCUCUGUAUCGCCAAUCUGUUCAAGAGUCAUGAGCCUAGUAAGUAGAGAAACCAGUAAAUUCGUGGACAAGUACGGUGUUACUCUUGAUGUUUGUAUUUCGUCAGUGCUUUCCCAAUCCAAGAUUAUAAGUCCCCAAGAAAAUGUCGAGAAGUUAGAUGUAUGCGUGGAAGAUGAAAUUGUCAAUUACUUGAACCGGAAAGAUGUGAGAAGGGCCCUUCAUGCUGAGCUUGUCGGAGUACGUAGAUGGGCAGUUUGCAGCAGUAUUCUGGACUAUCAACUGCUGGACAUAGAGAUACCAACCAUCUCCAUUAUAGGAAUGCUUGUCAAAGAAAGAAUUCCAGUAUUAAUAUACAGUGGGGAUCAAGAUUCUGUCAUUCCACUAAUUGGAAGUCGCGCAACUGUUCAUCAACUAGCAAGGCAAAUGCGGCUGAACACAACUGUCCCCUAUAGAGUUUGGUUUGCAGGGCAGCAGGUUGGUGGAUGGACACAUGUAUAUGAUAAUAUCCUCUCCUUUGCUACUAUUAGAGGUGCUUCUCAUGAAGCUCCUUUCUCACAACCUGAGAGAUCACUUGUUCUGUUCAAGUCAUUUCUUGAAGGCAGGCCACUCCCUGAAGUUUUCUGAUCAGAUCCGAAAUUGGUGUGACAAACAUCUAGUAGAGUAAAUAGGUCCAUCUUGUAAAAGAUUGCUCCAAAGAUGAGAAGAAAAAAGAGGAUUAGAAGAAUUAAAGUGAUAACCAUCAGACAGUGAAAAAGAAGAACUAAAAGUGACUACUGGAGACUGAAGAAACACAAAAAAUUGUGUUCUGAACAGCAUAUCUGCAUGUAGAUGAGUGCAAGGGUGUAGAGUGUUUGUAAUUUUUAUUGGAAGCAAAAGAUUCCAUGUUAAAACAUUUGAUCUUUUGUGGAGUAGUUUAUACUAUUUGAUGUGUACAGCCUAGGCAUCAAGUGUUUAAGAUUAGUUAUUUUACUUGAACUUGAUGAAGAAAUUCGAACUUCACUUUUUUCUCA